This is a messenger RNA of Protopolystoma xenopodis, 387 nucleotides long. Lineage: Eukaryota; Metazoa; Platyhelminthes; Monogenea; Polystomatidea; Polystomatidae. The record is from the annotation of a GenBank genome assembly.
UUGGCAUCCUGUCUUCUUAGAAAGAUUCUUGAAUCUAGGUCAAGCAGACAUGCCCUUCUUGGCAAUCCAGAGGCCAUCCCCGGGCUUAUAAGCGCGCUCAACCUGCUUAUACAACGGCAUGAACCUGUCAAAAAAGUCGAUAAAAACAAAGCAAUAUGUAUUCAGGAUCCCCAAGAAGAUGAUAUUCAAAAGGCUGCUGGGUCUUCAAAGAAGUCAAGGGCUGAAAUUGAUUGCUCUUACCUCUCGGAAUAUUUUACAGGCAGCCUCAUCUAUCUUUCCUCAUGGCACAUAGCUUGGUGCCUAGUUCAGCUAGCUGAAGAAUCAGAGGCAGCAGAAUUAAUCCGUCUAUGCGGUGGCAUUCCAAUAUUUCUUUCCAUAUUUAAGUAA